GCAGAAUUCGGUAUUCUCCGCUGCGCGCUCACCAUCAGCUGUUUGUUGACACCGCGCCUGCUGCUCUGCCUGACUACCCGCCGCCAGUCCCACCGACAACCAGCCGUUUUUGGCUUAUUGACAGCUCCCCUCUCUGUGUAUUGUGUAGCGCCAUCGCUCUAUUUAUCACUGUUGUUGCGUUCGCCGCUCUGUAUUGCUCUGCGCCGUCGCUGUCUUCGGCUCUGGCUGUCGCUGUGUGAUGCGACUGCGAUUUUCGCCAAAUGCCAACUCCGAAAAUCCAGUUUAUCCCAAGAAGGCAGCAUGUACGGACGUUGUAGCACAAGCACAGGCCGCUCGUAGAACGUGUUGUUUUGGUCAUGAAAAUUCGCGUCGCGCCGCGUCGCCUCGUAUUGUUAUCAGCAUUGCUACGGCUACAUAUAUAUUUACUACGUCGCAGAGGUGUUCGCAACACAGCUGUUGUCGCGGUGUCUACACACAUGAGCUGCGUGUAAUUUUUGGCUUUUAUCCGUGAGUGCGUGCGUGUGUGUGUGCGUGUGUUUUGGUGUACGCAAAAGCACGCGCCAACAGCAUCAACAAUCAAUCGCCGCUCACACACUUGUGGCACCAGUGAACAAAAGCUGCAACCGCAGCUGUGAGCCCAAACGCGCUUACGCCUGGACCCGGGACGGUCAGACGCUGAACGGACGUUUUUGAUUGCGGUUUUCGGUACGCGCCGGUAUAAAAGGCUCACAGCCAAGGCUUCUGUAAAGUGCAAGCAAUCGGUCAUGGAAACUAAGUAGUUGAACUAAAAUGUUUUCAAUAGCAAAAUGUGUGCAAAAAAUAUUGUGCAAUAAAUUUCGGGGUGUUAAAACCAAACAUUAAACUUAGAAAUAAUAAAAGCAAACACAAUAAAUAAUUCCAUUUUAUUGCCGACAAAUGGCGAACGCCAUAUCCUCAUACUCAAGCGAAACAAUUAAUUUUGCAAAGCAAAACAAAAAUAUUGUUUGUGUGUGUGUGAACAAUGAAAAUUGAUUUAUAAAAUAAAAUGAAAACAACAACAAUUCAAAUGUAAAUAAAAACAAAAAGGAAAAAAAAGAAACUAAAAAAACAAGUCAAAUUUUUGUGCGAAAAGCUAUAAAGUGACAUCCGUAACCUAAUAAAAAAAAAAAACAAAAAAAAAAUGUUUUUGCUUCAAAAAUAGUUUCAUAAAUAUUAUAAAAUAUUUGUACUAGUGUAAGUGUAUAAAUUUAAAAAGUCGUGAAGCUGCUUUAUAACAAAAAAAAGUAGUUUCAAGAAAAACAAUAAACAAGUAUUGCUGCUGAGCAUUUAUGAAUAACUAAAUAGUUGUCGCCGCUAUCUUGUGUUAAAGUGAAUUGAUUAAAGUAAAAAAAACGGCGUUUUGCUUAAAAACUAAAAAGUCAAAAAGUUCGCAAAAAGCAGUGUUACUUAAGUGAAAGCUCAACAAAAUUCAAUUAAAGUAAAAUACAUCAGGUGUACGAAAGCUGGUAAACGCGUAACAACAACAACGCGCGCCGUAUCUCGUUGCAAACGAUGCUCGAAAAAUGCCGUGUCGUGAACGACGUAAACUCGAACAAAAACGCUAAAAUUUUUACGCGUCGAAAAUCGCCAGAAAUGCAUUUAAUAAAGCUUUAAAUUACAUUUGCAAAAGGAAAAGUCGAAAAACAGUUGAAACAGUGCGAACAACAACAAGUCGAAGUGAAGCAUAGCGAAAUGCAUCGAUAACUUAAACACAAACCAUACGGUUCUUCGCAUCCUCAACGCUUCGAACACUCACUCACUCGCGAACUAAUCAAAAAUAGGUUCUGUGUGCGCGCAUACGUAUCUCCGCGCGACCGCAACAAUGAGCGAUUCGCUGAAUGAACAACCGGCGCGACAGCCAGCGCUUGAGGAUACGCAAAUGCGACGUGAUAAACCGCAAACGCUCAGCGGCAUUGAGGCCACCAAAGCGCUCAAUCUGCAGGCAACUGCAUCUGCCGCUGUGGCGGACACAAAUAUGGCGGAAGCGCCACAAAGUGACACGCAAAAUGCAGAUCUGGCCGUGAAUUUGGCGCGUAAUCGGGCGCGGUCGCGCACGGUCGGCAGUCGCGUUAGCAGUGAUGGCGCCGGCAGCGCGGGCGGUGCAACGGCGGAAACGCGUGACGUGCGCAAACAUUCGUGUGACGGUGUGGUGAGCAUUGGCGGUGGCAGUGGCAACAGCAGUGGCAUUGGCGGCGUGGCAACGUUGGGAGGCGCGACAGGCAGUGCAUUUGGCAGUGGCAGCGGCAUCGACGAAUUCGGCCGCGCUGAUGGUGCGCGGCGACGUGAGAGCCUCAACUACGAGGACACCAGUCCGUGCAGUCACAGCUUCAAUAAGGCAAUUUUCGGACGCGCCGCACACACAAGGCAGGGUGUGGGCGGCGGCAUGACGCGGAAGUGUGUGCUCACGCUGGAUGGUUACUCCUAUGUCAUAGUGGCCAGCACACCGGAGAGUUUGCCGAAGCGUGAACGUGACGAAAUACCCACCGUUGGCGCUACACCAGCGAUUGGCUCAACAAGUGGCAGUGUAAUCGGCGACAGACGCUCAAAGCCAGACAGUCCCACUGGCAGCAGUUCGACAGGACUAAUAAGCAGCGGCACAGGUGCGGGUGGCCUAUACACAAGUGAGGAAAUAAACAGUACCACAACAACAACAGCGAGUGGCACAAGCAGCACAGUUGAGAGCGUGACCAUCAAUGGUCAAAUUGGAAGGCACGGCUCUCUCACAAUUGUACGACGUUCGAAUAGCCGCAAGAGCUUCAUACAGCUGGAUGCACAGCAGCAAGGUGUACUCACAUCGCCAUCAACAGCUGCCACAACACCUAUAGGUGGUGCAACGCAGCAACAGCAACAACAACUACAUACACCACAACCAUUCGCCGGCACAGCUCCCGAUUUCGCUGCGCAACUGCUCAACAGCAGCGAUAAGAAGUACCCACAGACAUCAAGCAAUUACGCUCCAGCAACAAAUACAGACAAUCGCGCCAACGAUACUAGAAGAUCUAGUAAUAGCGAGCGACAAAUCGAAGGGGAACCAAAUUUUACUGCGCACAACACACCAAACGUUCCAGCCAUUGGAAACCGCCAACAGCGUAACAAUUUUAUAGCAACGCCAGAAGUCGCGACCGGCACCGGCAACGCCGCUGCAGACAGCAGCAACAGCAAUAACGCCGCCUCGGCCGCCACUAAUAGCACAAGCAAUAAGCUCAACAGCGCCGCCAAUAGCAGCAGCCUAGCCACCGCCGCCAACAAAAUGCAAGCAGCAGCAGCCGCACCGGGUUCACCGAGCGCCGAAACUAAUAUCGCGGUCGUACGAGAGAGUGGCGAUGAUAAGUGCGCGACGAGCCUAGAUUUGGCCACGGAAAACUUACCAGCCGUCGAUACACCGGACGCAUGCGAUAAAGCGGCUGUGAGAUUACGCUGCUUAUUGCACUUGUUAAACACUGGCGAUAUUUCGAACGACGUUUUGCAGCGCAAUCUUCAUUAUGCGGCACGCGUGCUCGAAGCCGUCUUCCUCGACGAGUCCAACAGUCAGGAGGCGCAUAAAGGCUGCGCUGGCAAUUGUUGUAGCCAAAGCAGCCACCAACAAAAGCACAGUUGCGCUGGUGGCGUUUGUGCUGAGGAUAGUAGUGGUGGUGGUCACGGCAAUCAGGAUAAUAACAAUUUGUGCAAUAGUUGUUGUUCACGCUCUGUCGACCAACAACAGCAACAACAAAGCAAUGCAUUUGACAAUCAAACCAGCAUCGACAGUCGCACCAAAGGUGUCACAUUAGCACCGCAAACGCACAGCGGACCCACCGGACCGCCGGACACGAUUUUGGAAGCAGACGCCGAAACAGAAGCAGCAGCCGAACAGGAAGCGGAAGCAGCAGCAGCGGAAACAGCGACGACGACGACGACAGCAACAGCUGCCAGUGAAGCAGCUGUAGACGAUGGCACAAAAGCUGCAGAGGCGGAGACGGAGGCGACCACCAGCGCGACUACGGUUAGCAUUGCGGAGUGUGAUAAGAGCGAUAAGCGCGUUAGUGACGGCGGUGAUAAACAGAGUGUCGGCAGCAGCAGUAGUAGCAGUAGUAGUAAUAAAGCAACCACGCAGAGGCAAAGGCGCCUGCGCACACCGGUCUGGGCGAGGUCCAUGUCGACGACGAAUAAAACACGCCUCGCCGACGAAGAUGACGAGCUAUCCGAGGUGCAACCGGAUGCUGUGCCACCCGAGGUGCGUGAGUGGUUGGCCUCCACGUUCACGCGGCAAUCAGCGACCACACGUAGGCGCACCGAUGAGAAGCCGAAAUUCCGCACUGUGGCACAUGCAAUACGCGCCGGUAUAUUUGUGGAUCGGAUAUACCGCAGCGUCUCACGUACGGCGCUCAUGCAAUUUCCGCCAGAAGUUGUCCAAAUACUCAAGAACUUGGACGACUGGUCAUUUGACGUGUUCGCCCUGGCGGAGGCAGCCGGUGGCCAGCCGAUCAAAUACCUCAGCUACGAUUUGCUCAACCGCUACGGCAUCAUACACAAAUUUAAGAUAGCGCCUGCCACUUUGGAAAUCUUUUUGAAUCGCGUCGAGGAGGGCUAUUGCCGCUACCGCAAUCCAUAUCACAACAACAUACAUGCGGCCGAUGUGACCCAGACGACGCAUUAUGUGCUCUGCCAGACGGGUCUCAUGAAUUGGCUGACGGAUUUGGAAAUAUUCGCCACUUUGCUUGCCGCACUCAUACACGAUUUCGAGCAUACCGGCACUACCAAUAAUUUCCAUGUAAUGUCUGGUUCCGAGAAGGCACUGCUCUACAAUGAUCGCGCCGUACUGGAGAAUCAUCAUGUGAGCGCCGCUUUUCGUUUGCUCAAGGAGGACGAUUGCAAUAUAUUGGUUAAUUUGUCGCGCGAAGAGUUUCGCGAGUUUCGCACACUCAUCAUUGACAUGGUGCUGGCCACCGAUAUGUCUUUCCAUUUCCAACAGCUUAAGAACAUGCGAAAUUUGCUCACCCUGAAUGAGGCGUCGGUGGACAAGUCCAAGGCAAUGGCGCUGGUGCUGCACUGUUGUGAUAUCUCGCAUCCGGCUAAACGUUGGAAUCUCCACCAUCGCUGGACGAUGCUGUUGUUCGAGGAAUUCUUUCGGCAGGGCGAUUUGGAGCGAGAGCUUGGCCUGCCAUUCAGUCCCAUGUGCGAUCGCAACAAUAUACUGUUUCCAGAGUCGCAAAUCGGUUUUAUUGAUUUCAUUGUGGAUCCCAGUUUGUCCGUCAUGUCCGAUAUGCUAGAGUAUGUGUUGACCCCGUUGGCGCCCAUGUGCAAAACGUCGAAUGCGAGUAUUGAUGCCGGCGAUGCGCCAGUAGAUGGCGCGGCUGCGUGCACACGCAAUAAGACAGACAAUGAAAGCGUUUCGUCGGCGUCUUCGCAACAAGACGAGACUAAUACCAAGCCAGCGGUGACCAAACCCAAGUUCAGCAUACGAAAGCCGUGGCUUACCUGUCUGAAUGACAACAAGAAAAUCUGGAAAGAGCAAUCACUCAAAGAGGAGGCUGCACGCAAUGAAAAAGCUCAACAAAAAGAGGGUGAAAGCGAGGAGUAAAAGCAAGGAGUACAACUGAGGACUAAACGCAGUUGAUUUAAGUAAGGGCAACACCACAUAUUGGAACUGAAUAUAGAGACUAACAUGUGUAGAAAAAGUAGCGGAAACUAAUACAGUUAAAUACAAAAAUACACACAAAUACAAGCAAAAUACAUAUAUGUACAUAUAUAUAUAUAUCUAUAUUUAAAUGGAAUAUUUUGUUUUUGUUGAAGCUGCAAUUAAUUGUUUUGUAGUUAUACAACGGCAUUAUGUGUGUAUAUCUCUAAAACGAACGAUUGUUGUGUUGCGGGCAUACAAACAAUUAAAAUACAGUUAUUAUUUCUAAUUACAUAUAUGCUUCAAUAAGUCUCAACAUUAUUGUUAAGUUUAUGUUAAAAUGAAUAAUAAAAAAGCAAAAAACUAAUUAGUAGCAGACUUGUACAUAAAACAUACGAAAAUAUGCCUGCAUGAAUGUACUUUAUUAUAAAUAAUAAUAAAAAAAAAAAUAAAUACAAAAAUAAAAUGCAAAAAUUAAUUACAAAAAAUAAAUAAAAAAAAUAAAUUUAAAAAUAUUGAAAAAGUGGAAUUUACAUGCAAAUAAUUUAAAUUACUUUAUGAAAAAAAAAUGAAAAAUUAAAAAUCAAUGCUUUGUGAGUGCUGAUUGGAGUUUAUGUAAACAGUAGCCAUUUUAUGUAUAGAAAAACAACCGUUAUUAAUUGUGUAAAACAAAAAGUGUUUUUGAACAAACUCAAUCAAUCAGCAAUAAUGCUAAAUAAAUAUAAGCAAGCACACCUACAUACAUACAAACAGCCAUAAAUGUAAUAAAUAAUAUUAGCUGCAGUUGAUUAAUUUGAAUUUUGUGGCUAAUUAAACUGCUUUGAACAAAGUGGAAAAAACACAAUGCAAACCAAAUUACUAAAAAUUAUGAAAAAUAAUAAAAUUGAAUAAAAUGCAAAUUGAAAGUAGUUUGCAUGCUCUUGUUCAUAACUGUAGAACCUGAGAAGCAUAAAAUUUGUAUAAUUUCAAAGCAAAAUAAACUGCAAUAUGUUAAAGUUGUGUGUAAUUUAACUAAGUAUGAAGCUUAAUUAAAAUUUAAU
Molecule: messenger RNA, 6654 nt
Organism: Zeugodacus cucurbitae (melon fly)
Lineage: Eukaryota; Metazoa; Arthropoda; Insecta; Diptera; Tephritidae
Gene: Pde1c
Product: dual specificity calcium/calmodulin-dependent 3',5'-cyclic nucleotide phosphodiesterase 1
Exons: 9
Coding region: 1841-5578 (1245 amino acids)
Biological process (GO): signal transduction
Molecular function (GO): 3',5'-cyclic-AMP phosphodiesterase activity
Source: RefSeq, a predicted model, not a curated record